AUGGGAAGCUUCAACUUACGGAAGCCACAAUAUGACCAGCCAGCGCCCGUCUUCCGCCGGAAAACCAAGUGGGAGCUAGCGGCAGAGGGGGAGCUACCGGAAGAGGAUGAUAUCAGCUCACGCUCUUCCACAUUGGAUGGCGAGGAGGAGUACAUGGACCUCAAGCCAGUACCAAGCAUGCUCCCAAGGAAAGAUCUGCGAAACGAGGAACCACGAGCACCCAACCCUGCACCACACAUUCCUGGACCUCUCGAAUCUCAACUAGCCGCGUUAAUGUCUAAACUUAUCUACAUGGAACAGUCAAAUCCCGCCGUCUCCGUUAGUCCGGAAGAGUUCAAGGAUAUGCAGAAGCGUUUGAAGGCUUUGGAAGAGGAGAAGAAGACUUGGACGAAACGACACGAAGCGAUCUGGGCUUUGAGGGACGAGGAUGUGGAGAACAACAUCAAGAUUCGAGGAAUGCUCGCCAAAGCUCGACGCGAACUCGAGGGCAUGACAAAACUACGCGACGAAGACCUGAACAAUGUUCUCAUUGUAAGAGCCAAGCUAGCAGAGAAGACAAGAGAGCUUGAGCGUCUGCAAGCACAGGGCGGCCGAACCAGCCCCAGCCGAGGACGACCAGCCAGCUACCUUGAGCGCCGUGGCACAUCCGAUCUUUUCGUCGCAGCCAAGACCGCUGCAUUGGAGCAACGCGCGCUUGAACUUGAGAAGCGCAACUCCGACCUUGUCUCCCAAGUCUGAGACACUGAAGGGAGGCGCAAACAUAGAAGAUUUGAAUCGUCUCACGGCGCACCAAGCCUGGAGAACCACAGUCUCCGAUCUGGAGAACAAGCUGAAGGCCAAAGACGCAGAAAUAGCACGAGCACGAUCUGGGUCAAUGUCAACAGGCAGCGGAAACAGCAUGGACUGGUACCGUGUAGAGGCUUUACUCGAAGAACACGCAAACUACCGGGAAUCAGUCGGCGGAAAGCUCCAAGCACUCCGAUCAGACAAGGAAUUCUUGCAAAAGGAGUUGCAUCGCAAGGAGAACGACUACCAAGCCCUCGAGCUGAGGUUACAGACCUUACAGAGAAGGACUACUGUUCUUUGAGCGAAGCCACAGGGACCUGGUCGCAAGGUGGUGCGCCUGACGGGGGCGUACGGUUAUUUCUUAGUUUGGAUAUCUCUGGGAGAUGUCAACGGCCUAUCUGCAGCCUAAUAGCGUAUACCACGAUAGAAUCUAUCACUUUUCUUCUGUUC
This is a messenger RNA of Parastagonospora nodorum SN15, 1236 nucleotides long. RefSeq lists its product as hypothetical. The record is from RefSeq and is a predicted model, not a curated record. NCBI's taxonomy places the organism in Eukaryota, Fungi, Ascomycota, Dothideomycetes, Pleosporales, Phaeosphaeriaceae. Bases 1 to 738 code for a protein of 245 amino acids. The transcript has 2 exons.